Molecule: messenger RNA, 651 nt
Organism: Penicillium griseofulvum
Lineage: Eukaryota; Fungi; Ascomycota; Eurotiomycetes; Eurotiales; Aspergillaceae
Exons: 2
Coding region: 1-651 (216 amino acids)
Source: RefSeq, a predicted model, not a curated record
AUGCCAGAGGCCGCGUUUUCGUGGCCGAAUCCUGAAUUGGAGAAUUGGAGUACCGAGUAUCUCAACUUCAAACAGUCCGAGGCUCUUUUCAGACCUCAUUCUCCUGCAUACACCGCUCGAUAUCCUUCAUACAACUACCAGCAAUUUCCCUCCUCGCAAUUUCCCUCUACACCUGUUCCUUUUGGAACUGUGAUGUCCCCUACUCCUUCGUCGUACCUAGACCCUACCACCAUGAAACAAUCCAUCGACAACCCCAGUCCAAGAUCCGUUCCAACCCCGGCAAUCGGCACCGGACCCGCCCUCUCCCCAGCAAGCCUCUACGGCGCCAGAUGUCCCAGUCCUUGGGACGAGCCUCCAGUGUCAACACCCAUGACAGAGACACCUCCAUCUGACGAUACCAGCAAUGGAGUUAGCUAUACCAAAAUGCCCCAUCGUUCCUGUCGCCGCGCAGUCAGAAUAAAACUUCUAGGGACAAGGACCGCGACGAUUACGGAACCUUUAAAUGUGAAUGGAGGGAUUGUCGAUAUGGGCGUCUGUUCUCGCGCAAAGGAGUCCUCAUGCGACAUAUCGAGACUCAGCAUGUUAGUCCACGGGCUUACAAGUGUCCUCAUCCCCGGUGUGAUCAUGCUUCAAGUCGACGGGAGAAUUUGA